AUGAAUCCACUUGAAUUCUUGAAUGAGAUAUUCAAUUUUCAUCGAUACAAUUACAGUAAAUGCAAUAGAGAUAAUAAUAUUGAAGCAGCAAUUGAAUCAUCAUCGAAUAAUAACUAUUUAUUGAAUAAUAUAAACUAUUUAAAAGUUAUUAAAAACAAUAGAAUACUUUAUGCAAGAUUCCAAGAUAAAAUAUUAUCAGAUAAUAGACCAACAACAAUUGUGGUUAAUGUCGUUUCAAAUGAUAAAAAUUCAAUUAAAAUAGCAUUAAACUUACCACAUUGCGACGAAUGUUUAGUCGAUCCGGAAUUUUUAUUAACUUUAAUUUUCAAUAUAGAAUUUUCAUUACUAAUUUCACCAGAUUAUAGUUUUGAAUGUAAAGAUUCAAGAAAGUGGGUAAUUGCUGUUGCAGUUUCUGUAAGUGUUGGAUUUGUAGCUUUGCUUGUAGCACUAUUCUUUGUUUAUAAAAAGAGUACAGUUUUAAAAAUCAAACUUUAUAAGUUUAAAAAACUUUUAAAAAGUAAUAAUUAA
Molecule: messenger RNA, 528 nt
Organism: Dictyostelium purpureum
Lineage: Eukaryota; Evosea; Eumycetozoa; Dictyosteliales; Dictyosteliaceae
Exons: 3
Coding region: 1-528 (175 amino acids)
Source: RefSeq, a predicted model, not a curated record